AUGAUUGAUGGACCAGGUAUUUCAUCAAAAGAUCAGGCAUUACUUGUUCAAAAAAUAUUAAAAUUUCAUUGGUUUAUCGUGCUAUUUGAUGAACACGCUUGUCAAUUUCGUUUAAAAUCAUUUGGUUGUCCAGAAAAUCAACAGAAAUAUAUUAUAGAUGGCAAUAAACAAAUAACAGCUGCAGAUUACUUUAAUGAUAAAUGA
Messenger RNA from Rotaria sordida, 204 nucleotides. The record is from the annotation of a GenBank genome assembly. NCBI's taxonomy places the organism in Eukaryota, Metazoa, Rotifera, Eurotatoria, Philodinida, Philodinidae.